AUGGCUGAACUUAAACGUUUGUUUGCUUCAUUAGAAAAUGCAGAAUUAGCUCGUGCUCAAAUUGACGACGAACAUGCAUCAAUACUUAAUCAAUUGCAUGCACUUAGUGAACAUAGUCAUAUGGUUAAACAUAAAUAUUUGACAACAAUGAAAGAUACAUUUUCCGCUAAUCUAUCACGAUAUCGUGAUGAGGAUCUUCGCGUGCGUAGUAGUAAUUUAAUCAAAGAAAAAUCCAUUCAAGUUAAAUGGCCAAUAAUUAAUAAUAAUGAAAAACAAACUGAAAAUCUUGUGACUUUGCAACAAAUAAAGAAUUCCGAUAAUGAAAACGAAAUUCCACCACCAUUGAUCAUUAACAGCAAUCAAGCCUAUUUAAUUGAUAAUUUCGAUUUAAUUAAGCAACGCUAUUCAUCUUUGGCUGACUUUAAUCUCUCACGUGAUGGAAAACAAUUACGAAUUACAUUUAAACCAGAGAAUAUGUUCGUCGUAUUGGAAGCAAUAACAAAUGGUCGAUAUGGACAAAGUUGGAAAAUUAUUGAUUCAAUGCCUAGCUUACCAUCUUUUACUCAGCUCAAUACAAUAAUUCGUCAGAGCAACAAUAUUACAGCUGAACAAUUAUGUCUUAUACGCGCAUGUUUAGUCAAACAACAGAAAAUUAAUGAAUAA
Rotaria socialis is the source of this 663-nucleotide messenger RNA. NCBI's taxonomy places the organism in Eukaryota, Metazoa, Rotifera, Eurotatoria, Philodinida, Philodinidae. The record is from the annotation of a GenBank genome assembly.